Messenger RNA from Macadamia integrifolia, 435 nucleotides. RefSeq lists its product as uncharacterized. The transcript has a single exon. The coding region runs from base 1 to 435 and encodes 144 amino acids. Lineage: Eukaryota; Viridiplantae; Streptophyta; Magnoliopsida; Proteales; Proteaceae. The record is from RefSeq and is a predicted model, not a curated record.
AUGGCUUCCGAAAUGAUCAAAAAGUUCAGAGAGAAGGCCGAGAUCUUCCACGGCGAGGAGCUAUGCAAGAAGAAAUCAGUUGAGUUCUUGGAAGAGAUGGAGCUGCCCAACAAUUUGCUACCAGUUAAUGAGAUGGAAGAGCUGGGCAUCAACAAAGAAGAUGGCUUCUUCUGGUUGAAGCUGAAGAAAGCCCAGAAGUACAAAUUCCUCAAAGAUUACACUCACUAUGCUACAGAAAUCUGCAGCUUCAUCGAGCCUCGUCGGCUUAAAGACUUGAAAGGAGUGACUGCUAAGGAGUUGAUGCUCACCUUCACUAUCAGCGAUAUUUAUAUAGAGGAUCCUUCCUCUGGGAAGAUUACCUUCAAGACUACCAGUGGCAUUUCUCGUAAACAACCCAUCUCUGUCUUUGAGCUCCCAAAACCUGACAAGAAAUGA